AUGUCCAUUGUUCGUUGGAGAAUCGUUAUGGACAAGACAACGAGGGAAUCGACGAAGGUUGAUCCCAUUAGCAACACUGAAUACAAGAUAAUGGAUGGACAUAAACAGUUCAUAGUGAAGCUAGAAUUGGGUUCUUCCAGUUUUCGAGUAUGGGAUUUUGAGGAAAUUCCAUGUGCACAUGCACUUUUUGUUCUUCGAAUGCUUAAUUUAGAUACCUGUUCUUAUGUAGCUGACUUUUAUUAUAGAAGAACAUUGUCAGCAACAUACAAGUGUUGUGCUAGACCUGUUGAAGUUCAUUUGGAUUGGAGAGCUAAAGAUGAUGUCAUGAAAGUGUUACCUUCUAUUGUUAAACGUCAAGUUGGAAGACCUGAAAAACAAAGAAUUCCAUAUGUAGUAUCUUCACUUUUCAAUAGAACUGAAGAAGUACAAAAAUUAUCUAUUGAUAUCAGGCAGGUGAUAGACACAAAAACUAGUUGUGAUAGGCACAGAUAG
Molecule: messenger RNA, 492 nt
Organism: Benincasa hispida (wax gourd)
Lineage: Eukaryota; Viridiplantae; Streptophyta; Magnoliopsida; Cucurbitales; Cucurbitaceae
Source: RefSeq, a predicted model, not a curated record